UGUACCUAUAUAAUGUUGGAAAAAAUUAGAUACAUUCAGUUUUACCAAAUCAACAAACAUCUUGUUGCUAUGUGCUUAUAAGUGUUUGGAAAAUGUAUUAUUAGUUUCUGUGUCACAGUUAUUACCAAUCACUAUUAAUUUGUUACGUCUUGCGAACAUUACGAAUACAUUUAUCUACUUAUGUCUAAAAGUUAAAUCGUUUUUUCAUAUUAUAAUCUGUUUAUUCAACGUUCGUCAUAAAACCACCAUGUCAAAUAAAGCAACACAAGACAGUAGUUCAUCUGUUAACCAGAAACUCUCCGAGAACGAAAUUAUGCAAAUGGUUUUUAUUGAUCUUCGGUCAAAUAGACCGAAACCGUUAGAUGGUUGCGAUUUCAACAGCUUGCCGGUUCACAGACGGUUUAUAUCUUUACCUAACAUGGCCGUGUGGACAAAUCCUGCAGCCAAAGUGAGUUUGGAUGGAAAUCAAUGCCAAAUAUAACUAUAACUGUGGACAAUUUCCAGGAAAGUAAACAGAAAUCGUCAGAAAUCGGUGAUCUUCCUAGUUUGCUGGUGCACGAAAGGGCUGUGUCGUGUCCUAAUAUGGCCCUGCUGAAAAAUUCCGCAGCUGAAGCACUAGAGACCGGGUGCAAGUCUACGGCCAAUAUAAUACUGCCGGUUAAUACAAUUGUCGACGAUAUCCGGGAAAAUGGACAAAAACCUUCGGAAAACUGCGAUUUCCAUGGUCUGCCGGUGAACUGCAAGAGAUCUGUGUCAUUUCCCAAUAUGGCAGUAGGUGCAAAUUCUAGUGGCGAUGCACCUGAAAUUGGAUUGCCGCGGUUAGUUACGUCCGCGGAGUUGCCUGCAGUUAUCAUCGAUUCACCGUGUACCGGAUCGUCCAUUAGCACAUUGAUGACACUAGACGCCCCUGUAGAAGAUAGCAGGAUCGAGACGUCGUUAUCUGUAGUCUCGUCAUCUUUGCUACGGUUAAAAAAAAUAGAAGCCGACAUGCAGCUUAUAGUAACGGAUACGGUAACCUGCGUUGGCCGUAGCGAUGAGGGGACGGUAACCGCAGUCACACCUAGACGUCCGCGCCGUUCAGUGUGGAGCCGGACUAAGAAAUUUGUGAGGCGAAUGUUCUGUUGUGGUGCGAUGGACCACGCAGACGUAUAGAUGAGUUUAUAUGGUUAUAUUACAAUUAUUUGGGCACCGGAUCUUAGACGUCCCCUCCCCCACAGUUAAAGAGCUUGUGUCGACGCGUUCGUAACGAGUACGCAACGCACUUUCUUCUAGUACCUAUAAUAAGUCGCACCUUUUCACUAUGUUGUAUCCAGCCGGACACGUGUUGUGUUCACCGGACGCCCGGACAAACCGCCUGAAUUGGUUUACGUCCGCCAUGUCGAGUGUUUGUACCGAGUUAGGGCAGGUUUUCCGAGUGUGGUAUUAAAAUUAUUUGCUGUGCGGCCGCCGGCUCUUCGCCGUGAGUUUUGUUUUCCACGUCACGGUCGUCUGCAUAAAAUUCACUUUGCUUUUUGGUCGUAAUGGUGUAUCCGACCAAUAAUCCGACCAUUCACAAAAUAGUGAAAUGUUUAACUAAACUUAUUACUACAAAAAAUUGCGGUGCAAACUGCGGACGACACGAGAGGAGGGGGGGAGGGGACAUCUAAACCCGGUGUCUAAAUAGUCAUAAUAUAAUAACCAUAUAAACUGUAUCACUCCGUCCCGAUCGUUUGUUUCAUAGAUCCGCUGUGGUGAUCACUGAUGUAUAUUAGCGGUUACUGAUGCCCUCGGCUAGCAAAUUUUUCAUCUAUAAGUUAUAUAUUUGAUAUAUAUAACGAUAUGAGUUGAAGUUGGUGUAAUCUAAUUUUAACCCCAAACAGGGGGGAUGUUUUGUAAAAAUGUAUACCUAUCUAAAUUAUAAUUAUAAAUUAUGGCUAUGCUACUGU
Molecule: messenger RNA, 1925 nt
Organism: Acyrthosiphon pisum (pea aphid)
Lineage: Eukaryota; Metazoa; Arthropoda; Insecta; Hemiptera; Aphididae
Exons: 2
Coding region: 469-1152 (227 amino acids)
Source: RefSeq, a predicted model, not a curated record